UUUAGUGACACGUUUUUGCUCCAAAUGCAGAAAUACAUUCAGAUUGCUUAUUGGAUUGAAAACUAAAGGCUUUUGUAAUUAAAGGAAUCGACAAAAGAAUGUUUCAUCUCCUUUGGGCGAGUCUGAUUUUCCCUUUGAUAAGCAUCGGUUCUUCUGCAGGUUCUUCAGUCUUGGGACAACCAUCCUGUUUUAAUGGAUUCUGCAUCUCUGUCAGUGAUGAAAAAAUCACAGCAGAAUCAGGACUUUGUGUUGUGAUUCCGUGUUCUUUCCAGACUCCUUAUUACUUCGUUCCUCAACAUUUGGUUUGGUUUAAAUGUGAAUCUGACCAAAGAUGCAGUGACUCUAAUAUAAUCUUCCACACCAACAAAAACACCAACAAACCCCUUAAAUCAGAAUUUCUAGGAAGAGUAUCACUCCUGGAUCCUGAUCUGAAUCAGAACUGUAGCAUCAUGAUCAGUGAUAUGAGAGAGUCUGAUUCUGGAUUCUAUCAGCUCAGAGUAAACGGAUAUAUCGGCAGGGAGUCGGAUGGAUUUACAUUUGGUAAAAGAAGACGGGUCGAUGUUGGAGGUUCCAGGCAGAAACCUACAGUGACUCUUCCUGAUUUGACGGUGGGACAUCAGGCCACCCUGACCUGCACUGCUCCUGCCCUCUGCUCUAAGUCUCCUCCUGGAAUCACCUGGAUGUGGAGAGGAGCAGCAGAAAAUGACCCUCUCACCAACGGAAGCAUCACUGCCUUCAAGGAGAGUUUGACUGCUGUCACACAGAGACACCACUCAACUCUGACCUUCAUUCCCACGACUGAACACCACAACUCCAAGAUCACCUGCAGGAUCCAGUUCAGUGAUGACACCACCACAGAGAAGACGGUGAAUCUGCACGUCAACUAUGUUAAAAUCACAGGAAAUACAGAUUUGAAAGAGGGCAUGACUCUAAACCUCAUCUGCACCACAACAAGUGUGACACCUGCAGAAAUCCGAUGGAUUAGAUUUGGAUCAAAAACAGAUCAGUUGAACAGAACUUCAGCUGGUCUGCCCAACAACACUGCCAUCUACCUGCAGGAGGACAGAAGCACUCUGCUCAUUUUUAAUGUGACUGCAGAGGACGCUGGACUGUACAUCUGCACAUCAAAGCAUCUGAACAACACAAUCAAGGAUGAAGUCAAUGUGACAGUGAUGUAUGCAAGAAAACCUCAGAUAUCUGGGAAGGUGAUUGUAAAGGAAGGAGAAGUUUUGAAUCUGACCUGCAGUGUUGACAGUUUCCCUCCUGCUGUGUGGACUGGACUUUGGUCGAACCUGCACAAUGGAUCUGACCACAAUGGAUCAGCCACCCUCAUCGUCACCAAUGUGACAGCAGAGGAUUCUGGGCGCUACUUCUGUGCUGUAAAUCACCAGAACUGGACUGAGACGGUUCACGUGGAUGUGACGGUGAUGCUGGAAGGCUCUGCAUGUGUGCGCCGCUCAGACGUCCUGACCUGCACCUGCAUCGGUACAGGGUUUCCUCUACCCAACAUAAAGUGGGCCCAGUUGAGCCCCCCCACUGUGUACUGGCUCACCACCAAUGUGUCAGGUCACACUGUGAGGAGCUCUUUGACUCUAAAGGCAACAAAUCAGGACAACGUGUCUGCAGAAUGUGUCAUCAGCAAUGAGAGUGGAGAGUCAACAGAAAAACUCACAAUUCAAGACAUCCUCUUUGAAAAAGAUGGAGAUCAAUCUGGAAGUAUUUCAGAGAAAACAGUCAAACCAGAAACCAUCAUCGCCUUUCUGAUUGGAGUUUUGACAUCAACCAUAUUUUGCAUUUUGAUCAUAGGUUGCUACAGAAAAAAGCUGAAGAGGUUUGAGAAUCUGGUGGAGAUGGUUGGCAGUCAGGACAAUCCUCUGAUCCACGAUGGUCUCACAGUGGCAGAGGAUCCAAACUGCUUCCCAGAAGGAGCUGAGAAUGAAGCUGUGUCUACAGGAGAAGCAGCUCCUAAACUCAGAAGUGGUUCUGGAGAUGUGGAGUACGCCAGCAUUGAUUUCUCUCUGCUGAAGAGGAGGGAGCGAACUCAGGAGCUGCAGACAGCAGCCACAGAAUAUGCUGAGGUUAAAGUGAAAAAGGAGGGGAAACAUGCCGCUGGAGAGGCGGAAGCCAUGAUGGAGGAGGAUGACAAAACUCUACUCUGUGUGUCAAAAAAGAAGGAUGAAGAGGAAGAGGCGGUGUACUCCUCAGUAAAUGAUUUAAUGGAUGAAAUUUGAGGGCAGACUGUAAGGUGGCAUAGUGGUCAGCAGCCUCACUUCAGUGGUUCAAAUCCUGGCUGUGACCUUUCUGUAGCUGCAUCUCCAUUACAAAUACACACAAAACUUUAUCAAAAUCCUCAAACUGUUGAAAAAAACACAAUUUCACAAUUACACUGAUUCCAUUAAAUCAUAACUAUACAAAUAAACUCAAACCAACUCAGGCAAUUGGUCAUUCACUACCAUGAGAAUGGAUGUGAACAGUACUUUGAUUUACAGCAGAUACACCCACACACCUACAGUCCUGACUAGAACUCAGGAGUGAAUUUCCCUCUGGAGAAAACAUGUCCUCGGAAAUGACAGGCUUUUUGAUUUUGGGUAAAAAUCUUAAUUAAAAACCACUGGAAAUGCUUUAAAAAUGGAUCAAGAGAUUAUCAGAGCGGGACUUUAAAUUAGUCACCGUUGUGUAAAGUAUUGGUUGAAUAAGAACAUGUUUUCCAAAUGAGUAUUUUUAUUUCAAGUGAGUAGAUGAAAUGGAACAUUGACAACAUUUAAGUUCCUUUUUAGAAAAAGAGAUAUUUGUCUUGGGCUGUGCCAGUAAACUUCCUCAAAAAAAUAAAAUGGUGAAGAGAGAAAGGGCUGAUAAAAAAGACUUGCAUUACUUCUCUAAUUCCUGUUUGCCUUAACUUCAGUUUUGAAGAUUUCUCUCGGAGACUUUAGUGGAAAUACUUUUCCUGUUUAAAGCUUUUUUUAAAGUUUUACAGACUUGUAUUUUUGCUCCAAAUGCAGAAAUACAUUCAGAUCGCUAAUUGGAUUGAAAACUAAAGACUUUUAUUA
This is a messenger RNA of Oryzias latipes (Japanese medaka), 3047 nucleotides long. Lineage: Eukaryota; Metazoa; Chordata; Actinopteri; Beloniformes; Adrianichthyidae. The record is from RefSeq and is a predicted model, not a curated record.